Molecule: messenger RNA, 1174 nt
Organism: Anolis sagrei ordinatus
Lineage: Eukaryota; Metazoa; Chordata; Lepidosauria; Squamata; Anolidae
Source: RefSeq, a predicted model, not a curated record
GGGGCCCCUCCCCCAGCUCCUGAGGAAGAUGAAGGCAUGCCCCCCGCUUUUGUCCUGCAGAUCGGGGAGCGCGGCGUGCUGAUCACGGGCUGCGACUCGGGCUUUGGCUUUGCGCUGGCCAAGCACCUCCACGAGAGGGGCUUCAUCAUCUACGCCGGGUGCCUCCUGAAGGAACAAGGCCGGGGGGGCUCCAAGGAACUGGAUGACAUGAAGAGCGACCGCAUGCGGACUGUCCAGCUCAACGUCUGCGACAGUGAGGAAGUGGGACGUGCUGUGGACCACGUGACUGCAACCAUGAAGGAUGAAGCUGGGCUCUGGGGCCUGGUGAACAACGCGGGUAUUUCCACCUUUGGGGAAGUGGAGUUCACCAGCAUGGACACCUACAAGGAGGUGGCCGAAGUGAACCUGUGGGGCACCAUCCGCACCACCAAGUCCUUCCUGCCCCUCAUCCGCAGAGCCAAAGGCCGCGUGGUGAACAUCAGCAGCAUGAUGGGGCGCAUGGCCAACCCGGCGCGCUCUCCCUACUGCAUCACCAAGUUCGGGGUGGAGGCGUUCUCCGACUGCCUGCGCUACGAGAUGCGCCCGCACGACGUGAAGGUGUGCAUCGUGGAGCCGGGCAACUUCAUCGCGGGCACCAGCCUCUACAGCCCCGAGCGCAUCCAGGCCAUCGCCGACAAGAUGUGGGACGAGCUGCCAGAGAUCGUGCGGCGCGACUACGGGCGGCAGUACUUCGACGAGCAGAUCGCCAAGAUGGAGUCCUACUGCAACAGCGGCUCGGCCGACACCUCCCCGGUCAUCGACAGCAUCACCCACGCCCUGACCUCCACCACGCCCUACACCCGCUACCACCCCAUGGACUACUACUGGUGGCUGCGCAUGCAGGUCAUGACCCACAUGCCCGCCGCCAUCUCCGACCGCCUCUACAUCUACUGAGCGAGCGGGGCGGGGGGAGGGGUGGGGAGGGGGGCUGGGGGCACUCCCCCUCCUCGACCACAUCGAAGGGAAGCUCCUCGGGCGGGCAGAGGGGGGCGCACUCGCUCCCCGUAGUCUCACUCCGUUAGUUGGGUCUCCACUUACUGUACUGUAGGCUGAACGAGUCGUUAAUUUAACCUGGUGUAGUAAUUUAACCCUUUGCAUGGUGUGUCUCAUGGGCAGGGAACACCCCCCCCCCUUU